AUGAUUAAAAAAGUGAAGUUCAUAAGAAACGGAGAUAACUUCUACCCCGGAUUAACGUACACUGUUUCUCCACUUAGGCACAAGACCCUGGACUCGCUGUUGGACGAACUGACUGACACUACACUUUGUGAUAAGCGAAUUUUGCCAAAAGGAGUUAGAUACCUCUUUACUUAUGAAGGAUUUGGUCCAAUUGAGACUUUAGAAGAGCUGUACGACGGUGAAACGUACAUUUGCUCAAGUACCAAAACCAUUAACAGUACAAACCGAUUAAGACAACAUCACCACAAUCAGAGUAAUUUAAAGUCUACUAAACUCAUUUUACUGAAUAAUUCAAGUAGUCUUAACGACAGUAAUAACACUUUUAGUAGUUUUGGUAAUAAUAAUAAUGCUUCAUCUUUACCAUCGUCGCCAUUAUUUUCGAAGAGACACUGGCGCUGCUGUAAGGGACUCGACCCGGGGUCAAGGGGUCACAUAAAUGAUGAUUUGGAGGAUGCAAGAGAAUUCAUAAAACCCAGAUUAAUCACUGUAAUCCGGAACGGUGCUAGACCCCGGAAAUUAGUGAAAGUGCUUCUGAACAAGAAAACAGCGUUAAGCAUGGAGCAGGCCCUGAACGAGAUCAACACGUCAGUCAAAUUAGACUCUGGACCCCUCAAAAAAGUUUACAUGGCCAACGGAAAACCGGUUUCUUGUCUGAAAGAUUUUUUCGGUGAAGAGUCGUUGUUCUUUGCUUACGGUAAUGAAAAAUUUUCCAAAGAUGACCUUGAACUUACAGCAUCAGAAAUAGUGCAGGCAACAUCAGCCAAUAAGCAAGCGGCCGGGACGAUCAACACAAGCUGGACUCUCUUCAAUGGAAAAAGUACUCCUACUGAAGAUUCCUCACCUACCAAGCCGCACACAUCUGAAUCCCAGCCUGAUGCUUUUAAAGUGAAUGAUGUUUCAACUGUAAAGAAAGAUAGAGCAUCAGUUAAGACGAGUAUGUCGAAUUGCUGA
Molecule: messenger RNA, 990 nt
Organism: Helobdella robusta
Lineage: Eukaryota; Metazoa; Annelida; Clitellata; Rhynchobdellida; Glossiphoniidae
Exons: 6
Coding region: 1-990 (329 amino acids)
Biological process (GO): intracellular signal transduction
Cellular component (GO): microtubule; microtubule organizing center
Source: RefSeq, a predicted model, not a curated record